Messenger RNA from Ichthyophthirius multifiliis, 4566 nucleotides. RefSeq lists its product as hypothetical. The record is from RefSeq and is a predicted model, not a curated record. The annotation marks the transcript as partial. NCBI's taxonomy places the organism in Eukaryota, Ciliophora, Oligohymenophorea, Hymenostomatida. The transcript has 3 exons.
AUAAUUAUAUUAUUAUAAAUUUUAUAAAUAAAAUAAACAAAUAUAGAUGAUAAAUAAUCUGGCUAUAUAGCAGUUAAAUUAAUAAAAAUAAUACUAAAAUGUUCCUGUAAAUGGAACAGCUAACGAAUUAGCUCCAAAUUCUUAAGUAGAAUAAUAAAGUUAAUCUUCAGUAAUUUCAUAACCUAUCCAAAAUAACCCAAUCGAACUAAACUAGUCUUCUGGAAUGACUAAAAAGAAGAAAAUAAUUAUAAUUGUUUCUGUAUCUGUCGCAGUUUUUAUAGUAUUAGGAACUGUUUUUGGAUUAGUUUUAUCUUAAAAAUAAGAGGAUAAUUCUUAAAUUAAGAUUCCUGCAAACUACUCAAAAUACGAGGCUACAAUAAACAAUGGACAAUAAGACAAUAUUGUAAAAUUAAUACAUGUUCCCAAAUCUCUACUUCUAUAUUAAUAUAAACUACAAACUACAUAACAUCUAACUUUAAAAUAAAAACCAUAAGAAACUAGCAUUAGUACAGUUAUUCAUGAUGUAGGACUUUUAUGUAAUAAUGUAAAUGAUAGUCAUUUCGAGAUGUAUCUUUAUAUAAUUAAGACUAAGAUUUAUUCCAAAGAUUAACUUUUGUCUGAAGUCGAAGGAUAUCCAGGAAUGAUUGAAGAACCUCCUAAAGAUAAUAUUAGAACUAAUACUGAUAAACCUGAUUAACAAGAUUAAUAAGAAUAAUAAGAAUAAUAAGACCCUAAUAAAUCAUUUUACGAAAAAUUUUAAAUGAAUAUAGCAAAUUAAAUGAAUAAGAAAUUAAAAUUUUAGAAAGUGCAGGUGUAUAAUCUUCUUAAUUCUAAUAAAGUAAUAUUCCUAUAAUUAAAUUCAAUCUUAAUAAAAAUGGCGUUAUCGAUUCUUUAGAACUCCCUGUAAACCUCAGAUAAGACAUUGGUUAAAUUAUAUUGAAUAUGCUUUAAUAAAUGGCUCCUAAAGUAUCUACUGAUCUCUAUAAUAUCAAUGUAUAAGGAAAAAAUGGAAAAAGAGUACUUUUAUAAUAAAAAAAGAGAGUUUUAAAUGAAAGAAAUCUAGCUGGAGACUAAGUUACAACUGAAUAUGAAGCUUCUUUAAUGGAUAAUAAAUAAACAAGUCUUAGUACUUAAUAUUAAAUCUCAAAAGUCAACGAAAACUAAACUGAAGAAUAAACUCUUUAUAUGUAAAAAUUACUUAUGGAAGUAGGAGGAAUUUUAUAGUCUUAAGUAAGCUCAAUAAUUAAAAUGUAAGACAAUAAUGAAGGAGAAGAGAAUUUUUUCAAAACAAUCGAAAUACACUAAGAGGUUACGCUUACUUUUUCUUCUCAAUAAGAAGAAGUCACUGAAGAGUUUUUAAAGAAAAUUACAGAAACUCAAUCAAAUAUGACUAAAUUUAAACUUACAUUCGAAUAGGCUGUUUAGAUAUAUCAGUAAAUCUUCAAAAUAAAUAAAGUUGAAAUUCCUAAAGAAUUAAAAUAAUAAAGAGCUUUAAUGAAAAAAAAUGAAGACUAAGUUUAGGUCGGUUAGACUGUUAAAUAGAAAAUAUUUAGAUAAAAUAUCAAUUUAGCAGAAAUUGGACUCGAUAUUUCAAGUUCUUGCAGUUAGUCAAAAAAUAUUAAUGGUGAAGAUACUUGUAAUUUCGGGUUAAUAGGUACUUUCAAUGGUAAUUAAGUGGAUUUAUUCAACAAAUAAAUAAAUUUUAGUGCCUCGAAGCUAUUUAAAUUAUACUAGAUGAUGGUUAAGUUAAUGUAAAUAGAUGCUGGCAAAAUAAAUGAUCUUAUAAAGGCCAAAUUAGACAAUAUAAGAUAAUCCUUAAAAAAAAUUUUAGAAUAAAUAGUUGAAUUAAUCAAUUUCUAAAAAAAUCCAAUUUUAGUAGAAACUUCAUAAAAAAUAUAAAUAGAUUAACAAGAAAUUGCAACAUAAAUGAACGAAUUUGAAGAAUCUUUAUUAUAAAUAAUUGAAAAUUUAAAACAAAUUAUGGAAAAGCCUAUUGAAAAUUUGAAGGAGAAAUUUUAGAAGUUUUUGGAAACUAAGGAAGCAAAAAUAAAUAAAUUUGUACAGAAAAUACAUGACUUUAUGGAUAAAAAUCUAGAUAUUUUAUUAAAAAACCUUAAUGAAUAAAGCCAGGCUAGCACUAGCUAAAAUUAAAUAAAAAAAAUAUAAGAUAUAUUAGAAAAAUUGAAUUAAGAAGUUAAAGAAUUAUUCGAUUAAGAAUUUUAAUCUUACUAAUAGUAAUUUGAAGACAGUAUAAAUAAGGCUAAAGACGAUUUUUUGGGAAUAAAGGAAACAUUUAAUUAACUUAAGUCCUAAUUUGAUGAUGAAUAGAAAAUUUCUAUAGUAGAGAAAUUAAAUGAUUUCAUUAUUUCGGCUGGUUUUACUGAUAAUUUAUAGAAAAUCAUAAAUUAUGCAAUUUCUAAUAUUUCUAAAAGCUAAAAUACAUCAGAAGCUCUAUCUGCAUCAGUGAUAUAAUAAUACGAGCCUAAAAUUAAUAUGAUUAAGGAAAAAUUAAAAUAAUUAUAAGAAAUUGAGAAUAUUCCUUAAGACAUUUAACAAUAAAGCGAAGCGUAGAAAAUUGCAGAAUUAAUAGCAAAAAUAAAAGAAUAAAUCAAAUUGUAAGAAUAAGAAGAAAUCUAAUAAUUUAAAAAUGAACUUGAGUAACUUAUUUCAUCAAUCAAAUAAUAAUUAAGUUAGGAGAUUAAAGAUUCUAUGUCACCAAACAUUGUUAAACUUGGUAAUAUUCCAAAUGAGUUAGUUAAUGUUUCAUUGGAAAAAGCAGGUAAAGUAGCACUUUAAAUAAAGAACAUAUUAGAGGAAGUGUAAGGAAAAGUAGUCGAAUUUACCUAAUAGUUGGAUUAAAACACUACUAUUACAGAAGAUGAUGUCAGAUAAUUAUUUGAGGAUUUAAAAGAAUAAAUUUAAAAUUUUUAGAGUACUGAAGAUGGGUAAUUAUUGGAUAUUAAUAUGUAUAAUAAUGUGGAUAACAUAUUUACUAGUAUAUAGUCUCUAAUUUAAUCUAAUUUAAAUGAAGGAAAUGAAAAUGGUCAAGCUAUUAUGGAAUAAAUCAAGUCACUAAAUGAAGUUCCUUAGAAAAUAACUGAUUUUUAUAAAAAUUUGUAAGAUUUAUAAUUGUCUGCUUUUACUUAUUUUUAGAAAUCCAAUAAUAAAUUCAAAAACAUUAAUUAAGAAGGACUUUAAUUAUAUAAUCAAAUAAGCAGUUAAUUUAAGGCAGCCUAGACUAAUUUUGAGAAUAGUAACUAAAGACUUCUUUAAUAAUUAGAAGGAUAAGAUUAAUAAGCCUAACUUUAAAUGUUAUAAGAUUAAACUCAAGGAGUUUUUUCAAAAAUAAUUCUAUUUGACGAUACUUUAAAAGAUCAAGGAAAAAAUACUAAAGCCCUCUUUUUCUAAAAAUUAUAAGAAAUAGCCUCCACAUUAGAAUUCUAAAAAUAAGAAAAUAUAUCGAGUUUUGAAAUUCCCUUAUCUUUUACCCAAUCAUAUGUUACUCCUAUUGGAAUUACCAUAAACUUACAAGCAUAAAUUAAUUUGAUUAACUAAAUAACCUUUAUGGUAGAAUAUAAGAAAGGCAUAUUGAAUUUAACCACUACUCUAUCGUCUAAAAUUAAGAUUAAAAGUAGUGUUUCAGGUUAAACCCAUAUAGCAGAGGUUGGAGGAUUCCUAUAAGGGACUAUUUUUGAUGGUUUUUUGACUUAAAAUUUAUAAUUGAAUGUCAUGAAUAGAUUCAAAGGUAAUUUGUCAAUUCACUCUUAAUUAAACGCGUCUACUUUAAAACUAGGAUUUUAUUAGACCGAUUUUAUUAUUAAGGAAUCUUUCUAAUGCAUAACUAAUGCUACUUUGGUUAAGGAUACAAAAGAAGGAACAAAAGAAGGAACAAAAGAAGAUGAUCCGAAAAAAAGAUUGUUAGAGUAAGCAGGAUAGUAGCAUAUAAAAACUAAUGUAAAUUCAGUUUUGGCUGUUUUAGAAUUAUGGAUAUAAAAAGCGACUGAAUAAUUAAAAAUAGCAUUAGAUUUGGCGAAGAGUGAGCAAUAAAAAUUUGAUUAAUAGGCGAAAUAAUUGAAUUAAGAAGCAGACGAAAAAACUAAAUAGGCAGCUUAGGAUGCAUCUAACGAUAAAAUAUAAUAAUAAGCUGAAAGUGCUAAGUAAUUAGCAACAUAGGCUUAAGCAAAUGCUGAUUAGGCAGCUACUAAAGUAGAGUAGGCAACUAAGGAUUAUGCAGAUGCAACUUAAAAAGCUAUGUAAGAUUGUUAAAAGGAUAAAUAAUGCGGAAUUGAAAUAAAAGAUUUAAGUGAAGUAUUAAAAUGCUAAAGAUAAUUAUUCCUUUAACCAAAAAAAUUAAUACUAUUGAUGAAAUAGAAUUAUAAAAUAAAGGUACGGAAAAUAAAAAAUUAUAAGAAAUAGUAAUAUAAGGAUAUUGAAAUAAUAUUUUUAUAUAUAAAUAUUAUUUUAUUUAUUUAUAUAUAUAAAUAUAUAUAAAUAUAUAUAAAUAUAUAUAUAUAAAUAAAUAUAUGUAUUAAUAUAUAAAUUUAUAAUUAUUAUAAAUUAUAAAAA